GCAUCAGAGAGUGGAGUGGAAACAGGAAGAAGGGGGAGAGGGGAAGAAAGGAGACAAGAGGAGAGAGGAACGGGUGAGACAAGGUGGCGAGUGAAAGAGAGGAAAAGGGGAGCAAGAGAGGGGGUGUGUGGACCUUAGGAAACAAAGACAAAAAAACAGCUUACAGUAAAGCGUGCAGCCGGUGCAUGCUUCCAGUUGACGUGACUGCCAGCAUAGGUGACCACCUGGAUUUGCAAUUCCAGCUAGUAGCAGAGGAUGAGCAUGUCUAUUUAAAGGGAUCUGAGGCCGUGUGGGUCUGCUGGCUUGCUAUUCCUGACUGACAGCAUCAUCGAAAAUUUAAACCAGUGUGCCCCCCCCCCCCCUUUUCCCCCAGAACUCAUUGACAGGUUGUUUCUCAGGUGUGAAGUGGAGGGCUUCCCAAACUCAGACCAAGACUGGCUGCAUGUAUCACCCAGCAGAGCUGUACUCUGGCCGUAACACAUGGGACUCCUACUCAGCUGGGGGACCUAACAGAGGACAAUGGGCUCCUGUAAACAGCCGCCCCUGGAGCCACACUCAAAGAUGCCAAGAUGGGCGCGAUCAAUCACACCCACCAUCAAACCGCCUCUAUAAUAGGGGAGAGAGAACAGCCAACCAUGUUCAGGACAAGGGUAUCUCUAAGGGAUACAGACAGCCUCCGCGUCUUUGGGAUAGCAAAGAGCGGCCGUUUGAGGCCCAGAACUGGCAUCACAACUCCACACGCUCAUUCCACAAUCGACCUGGCACCAACAACGGUUAUCUAACAGGACCCAGAGAGCGCUACACAAACUGGGACAACGAUGCCAGCAUCUCUGUGCAUGGAGGUCCUCGCCUGCAUCGCAACAACCGGGAACUCCAGUCCCAGCCAGAGAGAUGGGCCCCAUCAGACUGUCGCAGGAGCUUUCCAGACAGAAUGAUAAACAACAGACCAGGACCCUGGAAACGGCCAGUUCCUCAUCAGCGGCGAGACCAACUGCACCAGCACAGUCCACCUCCACAGCACCCUUUGUCCCCAAGGGAAGAGUGUCAAGCCAAGAGGAGAAGAGAUUCUGGCCCUGAUCAGUCAUCACAUCUGGGAUCAAAGCAUUUACCUUUAGUCUCCCAUGCUCCAUCACCACCUCGCCACCACCGCUGCAACCAAGAUGACUGGAAGCCUCUUCAUGACAGGACCGGUCCUCUCCACCACUCUGACCACAGGACCUCAACCACACAGCAACAGGAAACCUCUAAACUGCGCCCUGGAGGACAUGGCUCUAGUAACAGUAACCCCGCAGCUCCAAACCAGAGUUGUGGCAGCAGACCACCACAUCAUGGGAACAGCAGAGGGAAGGUCAACCAGAAAAUCUCCUCUUCACCAGCAGACCACACCCGUGUGCCUUACAGCCACCAAAACCAUCAUCAUCAGUAUCAACGGCAUACAAGCCACUCCAGAGCCCCACAGCACAACCUUCCUCUACGCACCAACGAGGAGAAGGACUCACGGACCCAUCACCACAAACAAAGCACAGAACCCCAGCGUAUUCAUCAAAGGGGUAGUUCAAGGGAUCCAGCCCUCUCUGAGUCCUCCGGUUCAGACUCGCCUCUCUACUCAUCACACCACUGCAGUCCACAAACUGCCAGCAGUCCACAUUCUCCUUCUAGUCUAUCCACAUACAUGGCAGCCAGUGGCAGAAAGGGUCCAUCAAUUAUUCGUCAGUGCAGUCCUGGCCUCAGAGGACAGCAGAAACUCCAGGGAAGCCCCAAUCACACAUCAAGACCAAGCCUUGCAUCUUCAACACCUCCUACAUCUCAAAAAUCCAGGUUCUCAGAGGUCAAAAACCGCAAGACGUCCCGGUCUCCCUGUUCACGACAGACCACCCACAGUAGAUCAAGAGCAAACAAGCCUGAGGCAGAGAUGGAAGAACGACUUCAAAAUGACAAGCCAGUGAAAAAGGAAAGAAAGGCAGAGGUUCAAAAGAUGAACAGAAAAGGGGAAGAAACAAAAAAGCGUAAGAAAAAAGAGGAAAGACGGUUGGCAGAGAGGAAAAAGAAAAAGGAUAGAGCAGCAAAGAAGGAAAGAAAGCUGGGGUUGAAAACUAAAGUAGCAGAAAAGGAAAUGUGUACCUCACUCUCCACUUUCAACUCAUCAGGCGAGGCCAAAGUGAGUAAAAUAGAGACUACGACUCUGUCACCAGGAAAGCAAGACCAGUCACCAACCAAACACAAGCACAGGGAGAAGAGUGAACGAGAGGAGAAGACACGCAGGCCAUCCUCAAAAACCUCUCCCUACACAUCCUUGGCAUCGGAAAAUCACAAAACUCCAGGAAAGAUCAGAAGUCCCCUAAAACUACAGCAUUCUCUUUGCAGGGACACCAGCAACAGUAAGACCAGCAAAAGGCCAACCAUCAUUCUGUCCAAAACAGAAGUCAGAUCAAAAGCAAAAGCAGAUGAUACCUUCCCCUCCCUUUUAUUCAAAGCUUUAGAACCGCUCACUACAGCCUGUUCUGUUAGCUUAGAGCGGCCUAUUCAUCGCAAAGACGAUGGGCAGGGAGUUCUCAACGCUCCAGACCUGCAGCCUGUUGCUGUGAUGGGAAACUUGCAGGAAUUGGGAGACAACCUUGCGAAUACUCCUCCUGUCCUCAGCUGGCAGGGAUCUCCGGUAUCAGAUCUGGGAGACGAUGAGGAGGAGUUAGAAAAGGGAGUGAUAAGCAGACCUGUUCUCCAGCCAAGCCCAACUCAAUGCUUUUCCCCUCCUCCUGUGGAUAGUGAGAGCUCUGAGGAUAUGAGCAUGGAGUCUUGUGGAGAUGCACAGAUCAAUAAGCCACAUAGUGGCACUCCAGGAAUUUGUGAUCUACCUUGUACAACUGAGCAAACAGCUGAGAAAGAGAAAGAGAAGGAGGAAGAGGUGGACUGUAGUGGGGAAACUUCAGUGUCUCUUCUUAGUGAGCUUCGCAACCACAAAACAGGCUUGGAUGACGUCUUCAAGAGUCUGGCCAAUUUUCUUGGCGGUCAGAAGGUCACUUGUCGAGGUGGCCCAUUUGGUGGGCCUCUUGUCAACACUGCAAGAGGAGUAAAGUCCUCCUCCACGCUUGAAUUGGCGCCAGAGAUUCAUGAGCAUCAGGAUUUCUUCCCAAAACUUGAUCCCUUAGUAUCAUCAGAACCCGGUAAUCAAUCACCAAGUCACCCUACCUCAGAUACACUCAUAAAAUCAAACUAUUCGACAGAUCCAAAGGAGCCAGUCAUAGAAUACCAGCUUCAGAAGAAGCAGGAACAAUCUGAGAACAACAUAAAAGAGAAACAAGAAGAUAAGAAGACGGAGAUCAUCACUGACAAAAUAGAGUCAUCUCCUUUGGAUAGGUCACUGAGUGCAAAGUUGAGAUUGACCACAACACAUACAGCCUCCUUCACCAGUCUCAUCACCGUCACCACCAAGGACGACAAAGUAAGCCGCAAAGAGACAGAUCCCAAAGGUAUAGAGAGAAAAAGAAAACACAAAUGCAAGGAUGAAGAGAGAGAAGGAGAGAUUAAGAUCAAGAUCAAGACAGAAGAAAGCAGUGUCAUUUGUCCUAAAAACAAACAAAAUGAGAAAAGUAGAGUCAAGGAAAGGGAUGUUUCAUCCUCCGUUCUAGUAAUCUCCAAGAAUUCAUCCAGAACUCCUAAGGACAGUAUGAAGGGGAAGACUCCUCAGGAAAAUCAUACCAAGCAUAGCAAGGAGAAAAAAGUAAGCAAGGGGAACGCUGGAGAAAAGAUAGUUACAGAGGUUAAAGAAGAAGUAGAUGGGUUAGAAAACAAGACAUCAGCAGUAGCUGGAAACACAAAUAAAAAGCCAAGCUCAGCAUCAGCUAUUACAAUCAAUACAUCCAUGUCCUGUGUGUCCACACCAUCAACAAAACCUCCCUGCUCCUUGGCUCCAGUUGACCCUCUAAAACUGAAAGCAUUGUCCAUGGGCUUUUGUAAAGAGCUAAAGAUCCUUCUGACUAAGCUUGAGAGUAAUGGAAGACAGACAUUCAACAUAUCAGAGCUGGAGGCGAAAAAAAUCCCACUGACCAAGAUCUGUGUUGAAAACACAGCAGCUGAAGUGAUAAGAGCUUGCAAGGGGACAAGGGUAAAUGGGAAGUUCAAGGAGUCCUACCUGCUUUCCACCUUCUCUGUCAAACCCAACAUGGCCACCGUGAUCCCUAUUCCAAGAGAGAAGCUGAACCCUCCUACACCCAGCAUCUAUUUGGAGAGUAAGAGGGAUGCUUUCUCUCCGGUUCUGCUUCAGUUCUGCACUGAUCCCAAAAAUGCUGUUACUGUCAUCAGAGGCCUUGCUGGCUCCCUCCGCCUUAACCUUGGUCUGUUCUCCACUAAAUCUCUGGUGGAGGCCAAUGCAGAGCACGCAGUGGAAGUGAGGACUCAAGUUCAGCAGCCAGCUGAUGAGAACUGGAACUCUAAUGGUUCAUUGCAGACGUGGCCCUGUGAAAGUAGCCGCUCCCACACAACUAUCGCCAAAUACGCCCAGUACCAGGCUUCCAGCUUCCAGGAGAGCCUGCAGGAGGAGAAGGAGAGUGAGAAUGAAGAGGACGGAGAGGAAACCCAACCUUCAGACUUAUCAACCAUCACCCUUGCCAACAGUAAAGCCAGUCCUGCCUCCACUACCAUCACAGCCAAUUCUGGUCAAGUCACCAGCACACCCAGCCCAGAGCUGAAAUCUGGAGGAAAAAUCAUUAAAUUUGGGACCAAUAUUGAUCUAUCUGACCCUAAAAGAUGGAAGCCCCAGCUGCAGGAGUUGCUGAAGCUGCCAGCUUUUAUGCGAGUGGAAUCCAGCAACAACAUGCUCAGUCACGUCGGUCACACCAUCCUGGGCAUGAACACCGUCCAGCUGUACAUGAAGGUGCCAGGCAGCCGUACGCCAGGUCAUCAGGAGAACAACAACUUCUGCUCAGUCAAUAUCAACAUCGGGCCCGGUGACUGUGAGUGGUUUGCUGUGCACGAGCAAUACUGGGGGUCCAUCAACACCUUCUGUGAGAAGCACGGAGUGGACUACCUCACAGGCUCCUGGUGGCCAGUCCUGGAGGACCUCUACGGCUCCAACAUCCCUGUGUACCGCUUCAUUCAGAGGCCGGGUGAUUUGGUGUGGAUUAAUGCAGGGACAGUUCACUGGGUGCAGGCGGUGGGCUGGUGCAACAACAUUGCCUGGAAUGUGGGACCGCUCAACUCGUACCAGUAUCAGCUUGCCCUCGAGCGCUUUGAGUGGAACGAGGUGAAGAAGGUGAAGUCAAUUGUUCCCAUGAUCCACGUCUCCUGGAAUGUGGCUCGCACCAUCAAGAUCAGCGACCAGGAUACCUACAAGAUGAUUAAAUACUGCCUGAUUCAGUCCCUGAAGCACAUCCAGAUUCUCAGAGACCAGCUGGUGGCCGCGGGGAAGAAGAUCUGUUACCAGAGCCGAGUGAAGGAUGAGCCGGCGUACUACUGCAAUGACUGCGACUUGGAGGUGUUCAACCUGCUGUUUGUGACCAGUGAGAACAGCAGUAAGAAGAGCUACGUGGUGCACUGUGAGGACUGUGCCCGGGCAAAGAGCCCGUUGCUGACAGGAGUGGUGGUGCUAGAACAGUAUCAGAUAGAGGAGCUGAUGAGGACGUACGACAGCUUCACACUGGCUCCAACGCCCUGUUCAAAAUGACAACUCCUCCCUGGCAUCUUUCGGCCAUAAAACCAAAACCCUAAUGGCAGCACAAAUGUUGUCUUCAAGGCAAUCUAUUCCUGAAAACUACUCUCUAAAUCAGCCAAUCACGUUUACUCAGUAUUGUUUACAUCACACAAUAUGGUAUGGAUACUCAGCCAAUCCAACUCUAGCUCACUGUCUUCCCCAUACCAGCUGCUGAUUGGACGUGUAUUUUGAAAUAGAAUGACUAGACUGGUACUUUUUCAUGAGAAGCAUUUCAGACGUGAAAAAAAAAAAAGAGUGAGCACUGCUAGCACUGAAAAUCAGGUUAUAUGUUCAACGGACACUGCUGUGAUUCUAAAGCGUCGAGUAGCCGGUUCUGUGUGUUAAUUCAGGUACUUUUAUGCAAAUUGAGUAGAAGUUUUUUACACCAAUCUAGUUAUUCUAUAUGUCCAUGAAUUUGCUGUGAUUCUGUUGUACCAGCAGGGGAAUGGCUUCACAGGAGAAGUAGCUGAUUGUCACAUUUGGCAUUAUAUUUAGUUUCUGUUUUUGUUUGGUGUUCAGGUAAUCUCUGGCAUUUGUAAUUCCUGUCUGUAUACUCUUUGAGGUGCUAUUCCAAUCUAAUUUAUUCUUGUUGGAUACUUAAAAAGUUUUACCAGCCUAGAGGUACACCACAUUGGCCUUGCAAACUGUAUUUAGAAGAGAGGUAAUUAGGGGAUAAAACACGAAAAUAAGGUUUUAUGUACGUGUUAAAAAACAAAUCAAAACUUUGCUCAGUUUUCUCUAAAAUACGGGUUUACUGAAGGACUAAUAUGGUUUCAUUCUUAGUUGGAAAUCAACUUUGUAGAUGGAAGACUUUGUUUGUUUUUUCACCAGUCCAGCUUAAUAGUCGUCAGUGUGGUUUCUUUGAUACGCCCAGAAAACAGACAUGGUGUUGUUUUUAUUUUUGGAAUGGGAAAUCAAUCCCAGUUUUAUACCUCUUUUGUUGCUAUGUUCUUGUUUCUAGAUGACAGAGAAAAUAAAUAAUUGUACAUUGUGAAUGAAUUUACGAUAUACACAGUGGUGUGCACAGACUUGUGGGUGGGGUGGUCGUGUCGGUGAAGUGCUGGUUAGUCUGAUAAAAAGUAAUACGUCCAAAGAGACACACAAUCAUGAUCUUCUAAUGCAAAAGCCAGCAAGGCCAAACAGAUGUCCAGACUGACUGGCACCUCACUGUUUUCAUUUUUGUUCAAACAUCCGUCCUGAACAGGAUCAGCUCUGUGCACUGCCUGGAGCUUUGACAUACUGUGUUUACAGUUAAACAGUUUGGGAGAAUAUUAACUUCAACAUGGCCCACACCAUUUCCACUGUCUCUAAACCCUCAAAAUCAAAGGGCUUGUUUAGUCCUGCCUAAAUUGGCUUUAUAUGUGGUUAUGAUGAAAUUGCUACAAAAUGUGUUCACCCUCAAAGUAAAGCUUGACUGGUGCUUGAUUUUUUGGGACCAAUAGUGACAUUGUUGUUUGCUAGUUGUUAGGGCUCUCUGGUGGACAAACCAAGCGAUGGUGACACUGCCUCCUUUCUCUGACCAUUUAAUGUGCAUGUGCAUGUUUAUUUGCUCUGGCAUAUGCGUCCUGACCCCAUCCUGUUCCGACAGAUUACAAUCAGGCAUAAUUCAGGUCAGGCCAAUCACAGCUGUUUGUUUUACUUUUUAGUGUUCUUAAGAGUCGUCGGGGCAUUUUUGUAAACAAAGAAGAUGACUGCCUCUGAUGUGGAACCUUCUGAAUUCACUAAUCUGUCAGUAUUAAAUGAAGUUUUACCAAAUUUUCUAGUAUUAAAUUUAGCUUGAGCAAAUUAGUCGGCUGUUGGAUCUAGCUACCUGUUCUAGCAGCGUACCUCGACAUAACGUUUUAUCACUGAUGGUUGGAAUAUCUUUAAACAUAAAUGUCUGAGAGGUUGAAAACACCUGUUGGAGAGGUUCCAAUUCAUUUUAAUGAACGGGUCUUGAGACAUAACCACAGAAGCCUGCAAUAAACUGGAUGAUAUCAGUCUCGCUCUACUUUCAAGUAAUUUGAAAAUUUGAUUCCUACAAAAUAUCUGAUUAUUACUUGCAUUAUUUGGUGUCAUGCAUGUUUUAGGCCUGUUUUUCUGGACCCUGUCCCCCUCCGUCUGUGCACACCAUUCACUGUACAUAAUGUAUCUGUUUUCAGGUUUACUAGAAGACUUCUGUAGUUUUGUUCUCAGUCAGAAAUCUAAUUUGUAUAUGGUCAAAACUUGUCCAGCUCAGUCACUCGUUUUUGUUGUUGCUAUAAUAUAAAAAUACCCUGAAAAUAUCCUGUUUCACUCUAGUUUAAAUUACUGCAAUGGGGAUUUUUGUUCCCACUUUUAUACCUCUUUUUGUUGUCAGUUUCUGUUUUUUGGAUUACAGAGAAAAUGGAAAAUUGUAAAUUGUGACAUUAUUUAUACUGUACAUGGUUGUUUUCUUAUAUAUUUAUUGCAUAUCAAAGGGUACUUCACUUGAUAAGGGCCUACAAGGUAUUUUAAAGAUGUAGUAAGGUCAUAAUGUGUGGACAGGGGAAGUGCAAUCAGGGGGGAGGUUUAAUUUUCAUGGUGCUAGACCCCCCCUUGCCUCGGUGCUCCCUCAUUAAACAGCAUAUAAUGAUGUAUGAACACAAGUCAGUGAUACAACUCAAAUCAACUGGUAGGUGCUUAACCAUUUCAACACAGUGACUGGUAACAGAAAUGGGAUGAUGUCUUUGUACUGUAUCUAACAGAUGAAUACGAGAUCUUUUAAAAAGUUUUUCCAUUGUAUGAAAUUCAUAAUCUUGUGAGGCAUUAGUGGUUUUAUGAUGAGCAUUAGCAGUAGUUGUAAUUCUUGACACUUUUACAGAGACUUUUAGGGAUGUGACUUUAACGACGUCUGGGUUUCGACUUUUCUCUGUGUCCUGUCCUCAUUAUUAUUAUUAUUAUUAUUAGUAUUGUUUGAAGGAUGUAAUAAUGCUCUUUUUUCCUCCUGACUUGUUUGAUUUAUGCUGCACUCAUUGUUUCAAAAAGAACUCACAUAGAAGAAACCUGAGCCAGACCUGUCUUAAAUCCCUGUGAUUUUUCUGUGACAUAUUGUAUUGUUGUUCGAUAAAAUAAAAUGUUUUGAUAAAUUAUU
Notolabrus celidotus (New Zealand spotty) is the source of this 8777-nucleotide messenger RNA. RefSeq names its product lysine (K)-specific demethylase 6B, b (gene kdm6bb). The coding region runs from base 443 to 5659 and encodes 1738 amino acids. Gene Ontology annotation, molecular function: chromatin DNA binding; RNA polymerase II cis-regulatory region sequence-specific DNA binding; histone H3K27me2/H3K27me3 demethylase activity. Gene Ontology annotation, biological process: heart development; regulation of gene expression. The record is from RefSeq and is a predicted model, not a curated record. Gene Ontology annotation, cellular component: MLL3/4 complex. Lineage: Eukaryota; Metazoa; Chordata; Actinopteri; Labriformes; Labridae. The transcript has 23 exons.